Pelobates fuscus (common spadefoot toad) is the source of this 3260-nucleotide messenger RNA. RefSeq names its product trafficking kinesin-binding protein 1-like. The record is from RefSeq and is a predicted model, not a curated record. Lineage: Eukaryota; Metazoa; Chordata; Amphibia; Anura; Pelobatidae. The coding region runs from base 267 to 2567 and encodes 766 amino acids. The transcript has 15 exons. Gene Ontology annotation, biological process: neurotrophin TRK receptor signaling pathway; protein targeting; mitochondrion distribution. Gene Ontology annotation, molecular function: signaling receptor binding; myosin binding. Gene Ontology annotation, cellular component: cytoplasmic vesicle; mitochondrion; dendrite.
ACAGUAGUUGCAGUUCUGGCUAGUUGACUUCUGAAGUACAUAGUAUUUCAUGGUCUUGUACAUAACCCCACCAUUGCAACAACUUUUUCAACCUCUGAUGCCUACAGAUUGGAGUCAACAGGAUAUGAGCAGGCUCGUCUCCGAGACCUGCAUAUAUUCAAGGUCUCUCGGCCCUUGUGAUAUUUUCGUAUGGGUCCAUAUUCCUCAUUGAAUUGGAGAUUUUGGUGAAAGGUCCAGAUAUUCUAUAUUUCAUUCGUAAAGCCGCCAUGGAGGUCUGGAGCUGUUCAUCCUCCUACGAAGACGAGUGCAAUGGAAACACAAUUUAUGAAACCGACUCUGAUUUUAUGGGGGACGACAUGGAAGAAGUCCUGUGUUCCGAGCGAGUUGGCAGAGUGACCAAGACCUAUCGGGAUAUAGAUGCUGUAACUAGCCUUCUAGAGGAGAAAGAGAGAGACUUGGAACUUGCUGCUCGUAUCGGCCAAUCUCUGUUAAAGCAAAACCGGGAACUGACAAAGAAAAAUGAAUUUUUGGAAGAAGAACUCGAAGCUGCUAAAGAAGAGAUCUUCCAACUUCGUCAUGAAGUCUCGAUGCGAGAAAAUCUGAUCCACCUCUACACCAGCAGCAGCGAACCUGUAUCUGUUGUCCACACACCGCUACGUCGAAACGAGUCCUCCUUCUGCCUUCAGCACAAUAUCCAUUUAGAUUCCUUGGAACAGAAACUCAAGACUCUGGAAGAUGAAAAUGAGCAAAUGCGUACUGAGGCCUGUCAUAUCCUAGAUGUAACCAAUGAAUAUGAAGACCAGGAGAGUUCCCUCAUGUUGGACUGUGUGGAGCAGUUCUCCGAGGCCAGCAGACAUGUGGCUCUGUUAGCCGAAGAGUUGGCACGUAGAGGGGAGGAUGCUGUACGACAGCAAGAGGAGAUUAGCCAGCUUCUGGCUCAGAUUGUCCAUCUUCAGCAAAAGUGUAGAAACUUCUCUACAGAGAAUGAAGAGAUACAGCAACAUCUGACCGCUGUGAAGGAACGGGAGCAGAAGCUAAAAACUGAGCUUCAAGAUUUACAAGAGAAGCACAAGCAGUGUCAGGAGAUGCUGCAAGAGUCCCAGGAAGAGCUGAAGAACCAAAGAAACCGGAGUCUUCCCAAUAGUACCAUUAGCCGAUAUAGCACCCUUAACAUCUUCCCACUGGAUUCUCUGGCUGCCGAAAUCGAAGGGACCAUGAGAAAAGGGAUGGAUUCCUCCUCAGAGCUCAAGAGCUAUAAACGAGUGUUUGAGACUGUGAAAGCUGCUAACCAGGUGGUGAGAGCCAGAUCUCGCUGCCCAUCUCCACAGAAUCUCACUGGUUCUCGAGCACCCUCCCAAAGGCCAUCAGCUGCCCCCAGCCGCAUGGGUACCCCACCCCUGAGCCAUUACGAGUCAGAGGGUGCCUCCUCGCUUCUGUUAGAAGAGGAAACAGUAUUACCUGGGCAGGACAGUGAAACAUCAACUGCUAUAGAGAAGAAGUUGGGUAUGCCCGGGACCCCUGGAGGUCAUGACCUUGCAGCAGCUCUUCAGAGGCUUAGUUCUCAGCAAGAUUCGCACUCCCCUGAAAGUUUGUUCGAGGAGAGGGAAUUGAAACUUAUUAGAGAUCGAGAUCUCUCCAGUGGUUUGCUCACACCCAACGAUAGUGUCUUGUCCAAUGGCACCAACUACUCUGGUAUAUCUGAUAUCAGUGGCAGUUCCAGCUUCUCCUUCAGUUCCAGAUCCCACCUGCCUGAGAAACUGCAAAUUGUUAAACCAAUUGAAGGGUCAGCCACCCUAAUGCACUGGCAGCAGCUAGCUAAACCCAAUCUCGGCGGCAUCUUGGACCAUCGACCUGGUGUCCUCACCAAAGACUUCCAGGAACUGGACGGGGACUUGGAAGAUGUUUACAACCUCAAUGACUUUGAGGAGGAUGAUAUGGAACCUAUCUGCUUUCAAGCUUUGGCCUCAUCCACUCCAACUAAAAAAAGGGAUAAUAUUUUUCGUUCUGUUAACAACCUUCCCCAGACCCCAUCUACAUACACCAUAACCACCUCUCCCAUGUCACAUCCACUUCAAGACAUCACCAUGGUUACCUCCAGUCUUCGUAAUACACUUCUGCCCUCUUGUGGAAGCUUCGAGAGCCUGAGUAAUGUCACAAUGGAAUCCCAGAAGCAGCCACAGGAAACGGCUCCACCUAACCAUGACCAAUUAAGCUCUGAAUCCAACAAUCCUUUGGGACUUAUUACUCUUUUGAAGGAACGUGGUAUAUCUGCUACUUGUGGUCCCAGCAAUAAAAACCUGGGUGGUGAGACUGAACCACCAACUCCAACUGCCAGCCCAGGAAUAUUUGCAUUAGGUUGGGGCAGGACUUUAAAUAGAUUGGGUUUUGGCAGGGCCAUUAUGGACGGUGGAGUUGUGAACAGGACCUCAGACAAUGUUCAGCCGCAAAGCAGCAUCUUCAGCAUCAAUUUGGUGGGCCAGUUGAGAAGGCUCGGGUUGAAUCAGGUGGUAGAAAGAGGCAUAGCCUCCUUUCAAAAGACAACAGAAACCACAAACCCUCAGCACUAGCUCCAAACCAUCAAACUGGUCAGGUCAAGCAGCAAAAGAAAAUGUAUGAAACUCUUUUUUUCUUUUUCUGUGCGACAGAAGUCCACCGUGCACAAAGUGGACAUUUGUUGGCAUGCUCUUCAAAAAUGACAACAUACCUGAAGUCAGACCACGGAUUCCAAAAUAGAAUUUUAAAAUGAACAUGCAACUUUUAAAGAACUAUGGUCAAUGAGUUAUGUUUCUGUUGCCAAGCAAUUGUUGAUUACACGGUUUACCGACCACUCCUAAACAAAUUGCAAAAGAUGACUUUGUGUAGCAUUGCGACACCUAGUGUAAUAUCAUGGGUAUAGCAGGUCAUCCAGAUAAAUAGGACCCAGUAAAACUCAAAUUGGAUUUGUAAAGCUGGCUAAACAUACUUUGUUUAAAAUAUCCAAGUAACAUAUCACUGAAAACCAUUGGCGGCCUCCCUCUGCUGGCAGAGUCUUAGCAAAAUUAUUAUUUCAUCAUGACUUUCCCCUAUGCAUAUCGUGCACAUUGUCUUUUUACCUACAUUUACAUUUCAGUGUUUUUAUACAGCUGUGCAUUCUGUCUUGGGUUCCAAACUCCUUUUACGUCAUUUGCUUUGCAUGUCCUGGUUCCACAGGUUAAAAAAAACAAAACCUUAUAUGGAGAUUUUCUUAAAUAAGGAAUAAUAUGUUUUAAUGACAUAUGGGC